CUUAAGUACAAAGACAAGAUGUCCUCAUCAAUUCAAAAAAACUCAUCUCCCCAAAACAUGAAAGAAGAUAUCUUACUGCAGAUUCCUGGUUGCAUAGUCCAUCUCGCCAAUGCAUCCGAACCCUUGGAGCUCGCCUCCGGGGACUUCAAGCUCGUAAAAGUUUCAUCAGACGAAAGCCUAACUCUAGCGAUGCUUGUCAGAGUUGGACUUGACCUCCAAUGGCUGGUGGGUAAAGACGAGCCGAUGGUUAAAGUCAACGCUCAUGACUACCUCUUCACGCUCCAGGAUAAAGACGGUGAUUCACUUGGGUACAAAGUCACUUUCUCUGACGAAGAGGAGGACGUCUUUAAAAAACUUGAGAUUCUUGAAGAGUUGAUGAGGGAGAAUUCUUGUUUGUCGUCUUUGAGUAAAACUAACAAUGAAAUUGAUUGGAAAGAGUUUUCACCGAAGGCUGGAGAAUACAAAAACCUUGUGGCCAAGGCCAUCGCUGAAGGGACAGGUCAUAUCAUCAAAGGAAUAUUCACUUGCAGCAAUUCUUUCUCUCAGAAGGUGUAUGAAAUAACUACCACAAACGAGACUGAGGAAAAGAUUGGUAAUGAAUUACAGAUAAAUGGAGGUGAUAACAAUAUAACUCCGGAGAAAAAUAACAUCAUCACAAUUAUUGAAAGAGCGGAGGCACUAUGGGAAGCGAGCGAGACGAUAGGAGCCAUAGUGUUAGAUGGUGAAGAUAUGAUUAGCGGUUUGAUGAUGGCUCCUGUGCUUAAAUCAAAGCUAGGGAAGGCGUUGUUAUCCACUGCCCCAGGAGAGAUUCUUUUGGCUUCACUUGAUUCCUUUGAUAAAAUACUUGGUGCUGCUGAAGCAGCAGAAGUACAAACUUAUUCUGCCACAUCCAUGGCUGCUACCAAACUUGUUAGUAAAAGUUUUGGGGAAAAGGCCGGAAAAACCACCGGAAAAGUGUUAGAAACAACCGGCAGCUUGAGUCGAAAGGCGUGGAAAAUUCUAAAAGCACAAGAUCCAACUUAUUCCAUGAUAUCAGGAGUUGUCAAAAAUGCUCCUAGAGAAUGA
Raphanus sativus (radish) is the source of this 1065-nucleotide messenger RNA. RefSeq names its product senescence/dehydration-associated protein At3g51250-like. The record is from RefSeq and is a predicted model, not a curated record. NCBI's taxonomy places the organism in Eukaryota, Viridiplantae, Streptophyta, Magnoliopsida, Brassicales, Brassicaceae. The coding region runs from base 19 to 1065 and encodes 348 amino acids. Gene Ontology annotation, cellular component: plasma membrane. The transcript is spliced from 5 exons.